Molecule: messenger RNA, 6552 nt
Organism: Brugia malayi
Lineage: Eukaryota; Metazoa; Nematoda; Chromadorea; Rhabditida; Onchocercidae
Gene: Bma-pqn-85
Product: Prion-like-, putative
Exons: 47
Coding region: 1-6552 (2183 amino acids)
Biological process (GO): establishment of protein localization to chromatin; regulation of gene expression; establishment of mitotic sister chromatid cohesion
Cellular component (GO): Scc2-Scc4 cohesin loading complex
Molecular function (GO): chromatin binding
Source: RefSeq, a predicted model, not a curated record
AUGAAUAAUAUCAAUUCGGUUCCGAAUUCUCCACGAACUACCAGUUCGCCGGCUAUGUCAGCAAAUACUCAAAAUACAUUUUAUAACCAACAAAUGCUUCUACAGCAACAAUAUAUGCAAAUACCAUCUCUUUAUGGUAGUCAACAAACAGGAGGAAUUAUGUUACAACAACAUCCGAUGGACAUUCAGGCAUUUCAACAGCAGCAGCACCUGUUACAAGUUAUGCAACAACAACAGCAGCAACAACACCAGGCAUUGCAGAAUCAUCAGCGUACUUUAGGACUUCAUGAUUCACAAACUUUUGCGCAACAGCAGGUAGUACUACAGCAGCAACAAUAUCAGCGUGCAUUACAGCAAGCAGCACAGCAGCAACAACAACAAAGGCAGUUGGAACAGCAACGUCUAUUAGAACAACAACAACGGCAACUUGACCUAAUGCAUCAGGAGCGUGAGGCAGCUCGAUUGCAACAGCAACAGGAUGAAUUGUUACGCCAAAAAGCAGAAGCAUUGGCACGUCAGCAGCAGGAGGAAGCAGCACGGUUAAAGCAGGAAGAACUUCGGCGAAUAGCUUAUCAAAAGGAGCAACAACUUAAGCAGCAACGAGAAGCACAUGAAAAAUUACGUUUGGAACAGCAACGAAUUUUGGAAGAACAGAAACGGCAGGAAGAAACUCGAAAACUUGAGGAGCAACGCAAAGAAAUGGAAAAAGUGCGUGCAAUACGAGAGCAACAAAAUCGAAAGCAACGUGAAGCACGUGAAGCUUUCAAUGUAAUGAAAGAAAAGGCCGAUAGUUUUCCCAUUCCCAUACAUCUGGCUGGUUGUCAUACACUUACCAAAUUGGUGAAUCAUCUACCAUUUCCGUCUCUUUAUUUACCUUAUACGAACAACCUGAAAUGUGAAACCAUAGGUCUACCACGAAUUGGACCUACACAGAAAGAAAUUUUAAUACAAGCGAUUGAAGCUAUUUCACAGAUUGAAACUUCCGAUGUGUUAUUGAAACAUGAGGAUGGUGAAACGAAUGAUUUUGAUGUACAUGCGGCACCGUGUUUUGUGCGUGAACUAUAUGAAAUCAACCAUCAGGCAUUUGAUAUUGACAUUCCUCAAAAUGUCGUAGCUCCUGACAUAAUAGACGUAGCAGCCAGUGCUUCGAUUGAAACUGAAACGGAUGUUAUGGUGGAAAAACCAGCGGAACCUCAAGAACAAAUUACACUUGCCAAAGAAGAUACCGCGAAAACAAAUGCCACAACCAAAGUUGAAUCGCUAAAAAUGGAGGCAACAAGUGUUUCCGAAACACAUACCCCAUCUUUCUCAAAUACACCGAAAUCAACUACAUUACAGGAAGAUGAGCAACAAGUCCAACUACGCCGACAAAUUGUUUCUCUUGGAAAGCAACCAAAAGCUCAGCAAAUACGUAGGAAAAAGGAUAUGGUUGAAUCGUUGUUCGACUCUCUGACUGGUUAUUUUGAUCCAAGUGAAGGUCGACGGCGCAGACAGCGAACAAAAACAUACGAGGAAGAACAGAACGAGAAAGUGCAAAUGGAACUUUUUGCACAAAUGGAGAAAGUAGAUACUAAUGAAAAAGAAGAAAAAGGACCUACAAAAAUUGAACACCGUCCGGAUCAUGCAGGAACAUCCAAGGAAGGAUCGACGGAAAAUGAUGACAAACCUAAAUUUUUUGAAGGACAUAAAAGAGGUCGUAAAAGAGUUCGAGAAAAAACCGUAGAGCAACCGGAAAGACCACCGACACCAACGGAAGUGAUUCAACAACGGGAAUUGGAGUGGCGCGAACGCCAACGUAAACGGCGUGAGAAGCACAAACGUCGGCAAAAUGAAUCGGAAUCUGAAUGUUGGAAUAAUGAAGUUAUGGCAGAGAAAGAAUCGUAUAUAAAAUUCACGACUAUUAUUGAUCAAAUUUUUGAAUGUAUCGACGAACAAGAUUUCGUUCCAAAUACAAACGCAGAUGAUGAUACCGGAAUACCACAAGAUUUUUUGGACAAAGAUCAGCUCGAAGAAUUGCGGCAAGAAGCGCAGAAAUUGAAAUCGUGGAAAAAAAUCAAUAAAGUCAAUCCGGAACGUCUGGUAAAGCUUUUGACAAUUCUGGAAAAGAAUAUACGUGACAUAAUUGGUGCAGAAGGGGAGCAGUCACUCAUUACUCUUUUUAAUGAGGAAGAUGAGGAUGAUUCAAGUGAAGCAUAUCGUGAAGCAAUUGGUGAUCGGAUAAUGCGUGCAGCUGAUGCAUCAUGUACAGCAAUGCUUAUAAUGACAUCUACGAAAAUGCCCAAACAAGUAUUUAUCGAAGACCCAAUUGAUCGUUCUAUACAACUUUGUAAGCAGUUUCUUAAUAAUAUUGUGUAUCCGACAUCCGAUAGCUCAUGUCGUACUUCUAAUAAAGGACGAAGAAAUGAAGAUAGGAAACGAAAGAGAUCUAUGAGUAUUGCUCGAUCUCGUGUCAUCAAAAACAUUUACACUCGUGUUACUGAACUUGUCGGAUGCUUUGCUGAGCUUGUUCGUAUGCAAUCUUUAACAGAUACGGCCAUUUUGCAGCUGUGCACUCUGGCAUCCGGACCAUUCUUUGUAGAUAAUGUUGGGGAAUUACAGAUGCAAUCAAUUAAACUUCUUUCAGCUAUUUUUUCACGCUAUGAGAAUUUUCGGAAAAGUAUUAUUCAAGAUUUGCUCAGUUCUGUUCAUCGUCUACCUCCGACAAAAACUUCCAAAAAUAGUUAUCGUAUGACUGCUGAUGAAUGGAUCAGUAACAUGACUGUUCUCAUUAUGCAACUUGUGCAAAGUGUUGUGAAGGUUCCACGUCGGCGGCGCUCCGAUGAAUCUUUUGAUGUUGGUGAAGAAACAACAGUCGAUGAUACUAUAGUAAAAGAUUCUGUGGUUGAAUGCCAAAAAAUUGCAUCUUUGUUUCUCAGUGGAUUCCUAGCUAAGUGUACAGCCAAAUCCGAGGAAGAUUAUCGACGCCUUUUUGACCAGUUUGUUCAUGAUUUGCUCACUGCUUUGUACAAACCUGAAUGGCCUGCUGCUGAAAUGCUUUUGACAUUAUUGGGCAAUGUCCUGGUUACUUUUUAUCGUUCGAAAAAUGUUGACAUGUCACUGAGAAUUGCCAGUUUGGAUUAUUUGGGUACAGUAACUGCUUCAUUACGUAAAGAUAUGCAGCAAACUAUAUCGGAUGAUAUCCGGCUCGAUGUAGUCGUUAAAACACUGUUAUACGAAGAGCUUGAGGAAGAGGAACAGACGGGCGAUAUAGAUACUAUCGAUAUCAGUCAUAUGUCAUCAGCAGAUAAGAUGAAGAAAGUUCAACGAGCCUUAAUUGAUUAUCUUGUUGAAAGAAGAGGUGACGCUGAUGUUUCCAUCGAGUACGCAGUAAUGUUUUAUGUGGGUAUUUGGUAUAAGGAACUCUAUGAAGAAGCAGAGUCAGCAAAGCAGAAGCUAAAACAGAUCAUGAAUAGUUGCGAAAUUAGUGACAAAGAGAAGCGAAAAUUUGAAAAGAAAUCUGCCAGGGUCUUGGAACGAUGUCAACUAAUGAAGAUAUUUCUCAUCAAAACUGCUGACAAAAAGCAUAUCAGAAAACGUGCUGAACAAAUCGCACGAACUGGCAGCAUUCUGAUGGAUAGUGACGCAUCAUGGCUUGUAAGAUUCUUGGCUUCAAGUCGAGAAUUUAGCCAGUCAUUUUCGACAUACCUUAAUCAUAUUUUAUAUGGCAUACAUGCGGAACAGGCAGUAGGUUUAAGGACCAAGGCAAUGCGGUGCUUAACUUUGGUCAUUGAAGCAGACCAUGCAGUUUUAAAAAUUCCUGAGGUACGAAAAGCAGUCCAGGCAAGGAUGAUGGAUCCAAAUGCAGCAGUUCGUGAAGCGACAAUCGAACUUAUUGGGAAGUACUUGAUUGCAAAACCUGAAUAUGUCCCGCAAUAUUACCCAUUAUUAAUUGAACGCAUAAAGGAUUCUGGUGUGGCAGUUCGAAAGCGUAUAAUACGUAUACUGCGUGAAAUUUGCGAGAAACAGCCCGAUUAUGAAAAGGUGCCAGAAAUGUUAGCUCGAAUAGUGCGUCGUAUCUCAGAUGAAGAAGGAGUAAAGAAGCUAACCAUUGAUACAAUGCAGACUUUAUUGUUUCAACCUACUCGUGAACGUGAUUCUAUUCAACUAGUGAUGACUUUAACUGAUAUGGUCCAAAUAUGUGUCAAGGAAAAUACAUUGGACUUUUUUGAACAACUACUAAACAGUUUACUUAAAACCAAUGAUCGAACAUUGCUAUUUGCUUCACGACAAAUUGUGGAUACAUUGGUAGACAAUGUACUUACGUUAGAUUCAAAAAUGGCUUCAGGUGGUGGUGAAGUAAUAAAUAGUUCCGAAGAAAGCACUUCUAUGAAUGCAGCGGCAGCUCAUAAGGAACAUCAAGAACGAAUGCUGGCAUGUCUGUCUACUUUAUCACUGUUCAGCAAAGCGAAACCAGAUUUGAUGGUCAAACAUGCCGAAACAUUGCAGCCGUAUCUAUCAAUGAAUAUGAAUGGACCAUCAGAGCAACAAGUUAUGAAUCAGGUAAUCAAUAUGCUGGAAAGAGUGGUUCCACUGAUGGAUCAUCCAUCAGAAUCAUUUCUCAAAACACUUGAUGAAAGCUUAUAUCAGCUGGUCAAAGAUGGUGGUAUGCGUAUCAUUGCUUCGUCAUUAGCAUGUAAUGCAGCUAUAUACAAUAAGUGGAAAAAACGAACUCCUGCGAUUAUUGAGACAUUUUUCAAGUAUUUGAAAUACCUGCAUCAAAUAAAGGAGGAUGUAUUGCGCAAACAAACUUCUGGCAUCCUACCAGUAAGGAAACCAAUGGUGCUAAGGUCAUUGUUUUCAGUCGGGCUGAUGUCACGCUAUUUCGAUUUGGAUGCAAUAUUGGAAAAUGAUGAUGAAGCAAAGAAAUUUCUAGAUGCGAAUGCUUCCAUACUAUCGCCGUCCUCUCCAUUAACAGAAGUAAAUGAGGAGCAUGAUGAGGAAGAGAAACAAUCUGCAAAAUCGAGUCCUUUUGUUGAAAUGAUUUUCCAAGUUUUGACAACGUUCUGUAAAUAUCGUGAUGGUGAUAUUCGACUAAAGGCUUUGAAUGCUAUUGGAAAUUUCACCGCAACUAAUUCGGAAUAUUUGACACGAACGGAGCUACGAAAUAUGUAUAUGACAUUAUUGGGAACUGAGGAUAAAGAAUAUUUGGGUUUGAAAAUACAAACUUUGAAGAAUUUGGAAAUAUUUUUGAGUGCUGAAGAAACAAAAAUGGUCAAGAAUAAUAGUGAAUGGCAUAUGUCAAAAGAAGAACAUGAUUUGAAAGAAAUGGAACUGGCAAAUUCCGGAUUAGCUUCAGCGAUCAUACAGCUUUACUGGAAUGCAGUACUGAACUCAUAUUACAAUCCAGGUGAUGCUGUACGAACUGCUGCCGUGCAGGUUGCAAUUCUAACCCUAAGUCAGGGGUUGGUGACGCCAGGUUCAUCGAUUCCAACGUUAAUCGCUAUGUCCACUGAUCGAAACACUCUUAUUCGGAACAAAGUGGAAAAUAUUUUGAGGGAUAUCGACUCGAAAUAUGCUGGCAUGGUUCCGAGUAAAGCAGUAGCAGGUAUACGAUGCUCAUUUCGUUUGCAUAUGAUCAUAAAGAAGGAUCCGGAAUGUGUCCUUCGUGGUAUUCGAGUCUGCGACCAAGCAGUAAUUGCUGCAGGUUCUAUUGACAACCUUAAAUUAGUAAACGGAGUACCGAAAAUGACCAACGACGGACAAGCAUUGCUCAGUGGGCUCUAUCAAAAUCUUCGUGGUAAUCGACAACAGCGAAGAAGCUUUUUAUCUUCUAUUCUUCGAUUAUUUUCCGAGGAUUCCCGAGAGAAAUUGACAUUGGAGGAGUGGUUAUUCGUUGCUGAUAAUCUGGCAAUGUUUCCAUAUCAGGUAAUAGAUGAGCCAUUAUAUGUAAUCCGUCGAAUAGAAUCCAUCGUUUCCAUUAGUGGACAAAAUAUAAUCAAUAAUUUUAUGGGGCAACUUCUUCCGCGACCAAGCAGUGUAGAAAAUGAUGAUGAAGCUGAAUAUACACCAGAACUUAUCUACAGACGAUUUCCAGAAGAUAAGAGCAUGCUUCACGAAUGUAUGAAAAAUAGUCAAGCAUGCUUUAUAUUACUCUAUCUGAAAAAUUUUUUGAUGAAACUUUAUGGGUUCAGUGAUGCAAAAGUACAAGAGUAUAGUCCAUCAGAAGCAGCCAAAGUUUAUGAAAAAGCUGUUAGUAGUCGGCGUAAUAUGUUGAUGUUCAAUCCGCAUUCAGCGCUUCAAGAACUUCGUCCAGAAACAGCUCAGAAGCGUGAUACGGUUAAUGGUCAUAUCGAAAUGGCUAAUCAGAUUGUAGCUUUCCGUAACAUGUUGCUUUCUUUGGAUCGUGAUAAUGGUGAUGAGCAUAAUGGAACAGAUAGUACAGGAUUCAUGGAAACAGUUCUAUCAAAAGACACUAAUAAUACUAUAACGGAAGAUGAGGAUCAGGAUAUGCAUAUGACUGAGAGUAUUUCCGAUACUACCAAUCUUAAUGAAGUUGAUGCUAGGUCUGCGUAA